This is a messenger RNA of Penicillium daleae, 762 nucleotides long. RefSeq lists its product as uncharacterized. The coding region runs from base 1 to 762 and encodes 253 amino acids. Lineage: Eukaryota; Fungi; Ascomycota; Eurotiomycetes; Eurotiales; Aspergillaceae. The transcript has 4 exons. The record is from RefSeq and is a predicted model, not a curated record.
AUGGCAUCCUACCUGGUUACCGGCUCAUCGCGUGGCCUCGGCCUGGCCCUUGUUUCCCGCCUAGCCUCCCUGCCCGCCGCGCAGGUAGGCAAGAUUAUCGCGACCGCGCGCCAGGACAACUCGCCCCAACUCAAAGAAAUUGUGAAUGCCUCGUCUGGCCGAGUCGAGCUCGUCAAAAUGGAUGUCACAAAUAAGUCCAGCAUCCAAGAAGCGGUUAAGUUGGUCGAGGAAAAGUUGCAGGGCAAGGGACUUGACUACCUCAUCAACAAUGCCGGGCUGAUGGAUUGGGUUCCUAACGGACUAGAGGGGAUGGACAAUUUGAACGAUAUCUUCCACACAAAUGUCACAUCUGUGCAUAACGUCACACAAGCCUUCCUGCCUCUACUCCGUAAGGGCGAGAAAAAAGUAGUCGCCAAUAUAUCGACCACGUUGGGCUCCUUCGCAAAAGCCGAGGUCUACAGACAAUCCCCCACGCCCGCCUACAAGAUAUCCAAAGCCGCAUUGAACAUGUUGACAGUCCAGUAUGCCCAGCAAUACGAGGCUGAAGGAUUCACAUUUUUGGCUGUCACACCUGGAUGGUUGCGUACCGACCUGGGCAGCUCUCGUGCAGAUCUUCCUGUUGAGACGGGAGCUGAGAAGGUUGUUGAUAUUGUGCGACAAACUGGACCCCACCAGAAUGGGAAGUUUGUGAAUAUUCAUGUCUCGGGAUGGGAGAAUGGGCCGGGAAUCAAUCAGUAUGAUGGUAAAGAGGUAGACUGGUAG